AUGAAACCACAAAUAGUACGAUUUGUUUUACCUUCCAACAAAGAUUUUCAAAGUUAUAAUCUUUCACAAGGUGCAAAUACCUUUCAAACUAUACAUCCGGUGGUUCACCAUCAGAAAUCUUUUUCACUUCAACUUGUCAACGGAACUACAUCUUCAGCAACUGCUGUUGCACCAUCUCGUGUUUUUAUAACCUCAACACCUCCAACAUUUAACUUAUAUGAUGAAGUAACAGCACAAAAAUCAAAUAAUUCAUCAAUUAAUAACUGUAUUCAUGGAACGAUUCUAAAUCCAUCAUCAUCUGUAGUGGGCAUACCAAUAAAUAAAUCAUGCUUAGGUGAAGUUAUUCCAACAACAAAUAUGUGUUUGUCGAAUAGUGCAUCUAUGCCACAGCCAACAACGUUAUGUAAAAAUAAAAAAACAAGUGAUUCACCUUGUCCUGAAAAAACACAACGGAAUACAAAACAAUCAAAUAAAAGAUUGAAGCUUGAAGAAACAAGUGGAAAAUUAGUUAAACGUUGCAAAAAUUGGAGUGAAGAAGAGACAAAAACGUUUAUUGCAAUAUGGAGUGAAAAUUAUUCAAGACUCAUGUCAAGCGGAUCAAGAAAUGCUUCUAUUUAUCAAUCAAUGGCCGAUGAACUUAAUAAAAUCUUACAACGUCGUUCUCUUACAGGUGAGCGUCCGUACAAUGAUGAUAGUUUGUUAACGGAUUCGAUGAAAAUAGGUGAACAAGUUUUACAAGAUAUUGAAAAUAUACCUCCAGUUGAUCUUAAUUCUACUCAAAUAUCAGAACUGGUCGAUGAUUUAGUUCCAUCAUUAGCAGACACUGAAGAAACAAAUAGUUUUACUGAUAUUAAUCCAAAUCAUUUAGGAAGUUCUUCGAACGUUGAUACUCUUUCAAAAUCUGAUACUUCUUCUGUUACAAAUUCAUCUAAACCAAAAAAAACUGCACCAGAAAAAAAGAGACGAAUAUCGGAAAUAAAAGUGAAUUUAGUUCAAGACCUGAUUGGGAAAAUAGAAUCUGCUAAUGAAAAUGCUUCUCGUUCCGAAGUCAAAACAAAUUUUGAAUGUCAACGUUUUAUACAAAAGUAUCGACGAGAUUUAACUCUUCGAAAUUUCCUUAUUACUUCAUUAUUUAUAAUUUCGGAACGCACCUUAAUUACCAGUCGUCGUCUGAUAUGGUGUUACAAAAGAAGUGGUCGCUGGUGGACAGAAAUUGUUCCUUUAAUGAAUGACCAACAGUUCAAGAAUAAUUUUCGUAUACAACGUUCCACCUUUGGUGAAUUAGUUCGUCUAGUUGGCCCCCAUGUAUUUAAAAAUGAUACAAAUUAUCGUGCUGCAAUUCCUGUGGAAAAAAGAAUUGCUUGUGCUCUUUAUGCCUUGGGUUCAAGCAGCGAAUUAAGAACCAUCAGCAACUUAUUUGGUAUUGGUGUUAAUACAACUGGUCUUAUAGUACAUGAAUUUUGCAAUACAAUAAUAGAUUUAUUUUUAUAUAAAUUAAUUAAAUUUCCCAGUACAGAUGCUGAAAUAUAUGAAACAAUGAAUGGAUUUUUAACCAAGUUUGGCUAUCCAUUAUGUUUAGGAUCUCUGGAUGGCACACACAUUCAAAUUAAACCACCUAUUGGUGCUGAACCCGAUUAUUACAAUUAUAAAAAAUUCCAUUCUGUGAUUAUGUUAGCUGCUGUAAAUAGUAAUCUCAUGUUUACAUAUAUUAAUGUUGGAGCGCCUGGGCGCUGCAAUGAUAGUUCCGUUUACAGUAGAUCAACAUUAUAUGAUGUAAUUCAAAAUUCAAUUUAUAAAAAGUAUUAUCUUAUUGAAAAUAAUGUGACAAUAUAUGCUCAUCUUAUAGCAGAUUCUGCAUUUCCAUUAGAUGCAACACUUAUCAAACCAUAUAUUGAAAAACCAAAUAUGUCUAGAAAAGAAUGUAUGUUUAAUUAUAGAUUAAGUAGGGCAAGGAGCACAGUAGAACGUGCUUUUGGAAUUAUGAAGAAUCGUUUUAGAUGUAUUCAUCGGAAACUAGAAUAUGAAUUAGAUAAUUCAGUUAGAAUUAUCAAAGCUAUUGCGAUCUUGCAUAAUAUUUGCAUUAUUUCUGGAGAUAAUUCUGAAUUGGAUUGGGAUAUACCACAUGUAAUUUAUAAAAAACCAUCGUGUAACAGUCAAACUACAGAUGGAAAUGAUAUUCGUCAAGCAUUAACUGAAUAUUUUGUUAAAAAUCCAUUGUAA
Molecule: messenger RNA, 2220 nt
Organism: Rotaria sordida
Lineage: Eukaryota; Metazoa; Rotifera; Eurotatoria; Philodinida; Philodinidae
Source: the annotation of a GenBank genome assembly